GAUUUUCCAAAUUUUUUUAUUAUUCGACAGUAGGUCGACAGCGUUGUAAAAAUUGAACUAAAAUUUUUUUAAAGUUCAAGAAUUGAUCUAGUUUGGUCUGCCCGUGACGCAAUUGUUUUUUAAAACAACAGGUCGAAAACAGCUUGAAAUUUUUGUAAAAGAUCAAAAACAGAUCAAAUAGUCCAAUUAGACUAAAAUCAGUUCAAUUUUUUCGAUCCCUGUAGAUCAUAAACAGAUUAAAAUUUUUAUAGAAGUUCAAUAACAGACCAAAUAGUCAGAUACAGUCCAGUUAGACUAAAAUCAGAUCAAAUUUUUCGACCCGGGCAAGUAAAUAAUUAUCUUCAAAUUUUUAUCUUGAAUCAAAAUUUUUUUUCUCACGUCAACAAAUUUUUACGCUUAAAUAAAAAAAAUUUCACUUGUCUCCAGAGUUUAUAUUUCUUAAAGUAAGAGAUAUUUUUUUUGGAGCAAUAUUGCAUUUUUUUGGUUAAAGAAAAUAAAAUUUCUCGGAACAAGUACUAUUCUUCUCACUAUCUUCUCAGCGUCUUGAAACUAACGAUCAAACAAAAUAUGAAAUUCAAUAUCGAAUCAACGACUUCAUAUAAUAGUAUUCAUCCAGCUUAUCAACACACUGAACAGUUUGAAAAUAACAUUGAGUCUUAUCGUAAUGGUACCCAGUGGUUCGGUAUUUUACUCGCAUUCAUAUCUGGUGCAUUUUUUACUAUAAGUUCAGGACUUGUGAAAGCUGUUAAAAAUGUUGAUCCCAUGGUACUACUUAGCAUUCGUGCAGUACUACAGAUAAUUAUUACGCUUUUCAUUGCUAUUCGAUGCGGUAAAAAUUUACUCGGUCCGAAAGGAUCCCGAUUACUGCUUAAUUUUCAAGGAAUGGUAGGAGGGAUGACUUUGGCACUACUGUAUUACAGUUUUAGAAAACUACCUCUUGGUGAUGCAACUACUAUUAUCUUCAGUUCUCCAGUCAUUGUUUUAAUAUUAUCGUUUAUUUUUCUUAAAGAACCAUGCGGAGUUCUUCGAGUUUUUGUUGUUUGUAUACUUUUUGCCGGCGUUAUUUUAGUAUUUAAGCCUCCGUUUAUUUUUCAGGUACACGAAGCGGAAUCGUAUGAUGUUAUGGGUUAUAUAUGUGCUAUUCUCGCAGCUUUAUUCACAGCAUUGAAUAUAGUUAUAAUGAGGAAAUGCUCAGAAAUUCAUUACGCUGUUGUUGUUCUUAAUAUUUCAAUGUGGAUUCUCAUUUCAUCUAUUCUUUUCUUUUUCUUAAUCUCGGAAGCUCAUCAACAUAUCCAGGCGUUUCCCAAUGAUUGGAUAACUUGGAGUCUCAUACUUUUGGUUGCUGCAACCGGACUUUGUGGGCAAGUAUUGGUCACGAAGGCUUUGAAAAUUGAAGGAGCUGGUAAAGUAUCCGUCACACGUUCUCUGGAUAUUAUAUUAGCAUAUAUUAUUCAAAUAUACUUUUUUGGUGAUAUACCCAACUCAACCAGUAUUGUUGGAGCAAUUUUAAUACUUGGUUCUGUUAUCACAAUGGGAUUUGAAAGAGAAAUUUAUGGAAUUUGUGAUUAUAUUCCUUAAUGUAGACAAAUAAAAUAAGUUAUAAGUGAUAAUUAUUUUUUAAAUAUAAUAAAUUUACAUAAGA
Molecule: messenger RNA, 1642 nt
Organism: Microplitis mediator
Lineage: Eukaryota; Metazoa; Arthropoda; Insecta; Hymenoptera; Braconidae
Product: solute carrier family 35 member G1
Exons: 5
Coding region: 568-1578 (336 amino acids)
Cellular component (GO): membrane
Source: RefSeq, a predicted model, not a curated record